UUUUUUUCUUGAUAUAAAAUAAUUUUAAAAAAUGUUAUUUAAAAAUAUAUAUAUGAAAUAUAUUCAACAGAAUUAAUAUUAUAUAUUAUAUACUAAUUUUUAUAAUAAUUUUAAAUAACAUAUUUAUAUUGUUUUACCGAUCAUUUUAUUAAAUAGUUUAACUAGAGCAUAAAACUUAUGUAUCAAACUGCUUCUAUAGCAUACUGCUACGGCGUUAUCAUCCGCCCUGCCAAUCAAAGCUUAAGUCAAUUAUAUAUCUUCAUUAGACAAUUAUUCGGCCUAAAAAAUUAUACGUUUGAAACAACUAAAAUGUUAUGGAUAUUCGAAUAUUUUUGUUAUUGGAUUUGACCAUUUCAUCUGGGAGAUAAGAAGCAUGAAAAACAUUCAACCGCGACAUAAUUUUGUGAUAGAUUGAUUUUAGUUGGUAAAGAUGAUUUCAAAAUCAGAAAAAAUUGUCUAUUUUUGCAAUUUAUUUAGAAAAUUUUCAAUGUCUAAAGGAAAUUUUCAGUUUUCUUGCAGCAACAACAUACGUAUUCAAGAUUCAAAAUACAAAAAAAAUAGAUAAUUGCACGUGUCAGUCCUACUUUGUCUACAUAAAGUUGGAGUUUUUAGUUUGGUUAACAAACUCUUUUUUCUUUUGUAAAUUUAAAGGGUUAAACCCAGAUCUAUUAAAGACACAAACCAAAUCUCUAGAUGGGAGAUGUAACCCAUGAAUGAAUCCUCUUAUGGGUAUUUAAAUAGGCCGUAAGCGUGGGUUCAUAUUCGCGUGGCUACAUGUGUAGCUAAUAAUUUCGUAUUAGAGAGAAGUCGAUCACUGGUCUAAAUCAACAGGGUAAUUCUUCUUCGAGUGGAAAUCACGGGAUCGUCACAACGUAGUUUCGGUUAACAAACUCUUAAUUGAUUUUUUAUGUCAAUGACAAAAGAAAAAAGAAUGCGUUACUGCUCAACGAGAUGGGAGAUGUAAUCCACAUAUGGAUUCUCUUAUGGGUAUUCAAAUGGACCGUAAGCGUAGAUUCGUAUCCGCGUAGCUACACGUGUAGCUUAUAAUUUCGUAUUAGAAAGAAGUCGAUCCCUGGUCUGGAUCAAUAGGAUAACUCCUUUUCGUGUGGAAAUCACGGGUCCGUCACAACGUGGUUUCGGUUAGCAAACUCUUAAUCGAUUUUUUUAUGUCAAUGAGAAGAAAAAAGAAUACGUUACUGCUCAACGAGAUCGGAGCCCCCUCGUGUAUAAUAUUGGUCCCAUAUUAUACACACGCUUCUGGCCUCUUAACUCACACGUGUAUAAACAUCAUUACCGUUGGUCAAAGCUCCUGUCAAACCACAGAUCUAACGGUUACGACAUUUGACCGAGCAAGACAGUCACACACGAGCUUUGAUUUUUGACUCAAGACCAACAAAUAUUAGUUGAAUCUCUCAGUAUAUUUGACCCCAAAAAUGAUCCCAUUCAAAAAUUUCACAUAAAUUAGAAAAAUAAAUUAUUUAUUGUAUACAUAAACAUAAUUUAACUAUAACAAAAGAGUAUACAAAAUAUAAAAUAAUCAAUGUAGAUAAAAUUAUUUUAUUUUUAUAUUAGACUUUUAAACAUGAUCUACAAAAAAUGGACAUGAAACAAAUACUAUCAAAAAUUUCAAAUUUUGAGAUUUUUCUUUAUUGAUUUGUAUUUUUUUUUCUGAAAAGAUACAUAUAUCUAAAAAUCCAAACAUAUACAUAUGUUUGUGAAUUUUUAUAGAUAUUUGUCUAUUUCAUCUGGUUUAUUUAAUACAAAUAAUAUUUUAAAAACCAUACAACUAUGUUUUUAUAAUUUUUUUACAUGAUAUAAAAUAAAAAAUGUAAUUAUAUUUCAUAAAUUUAAGCAUAAUUAAAUCAUUUAGAAAAAGUAAAGAAAAACUUAUAGUUGACAUACAAAAAUUAUCUUACUUUUUGAUUUAAUACUUGUAUAAGUAAUAUUUGAAUAAAAUUUAUGAAAUCAUAUGCUGGAAUAAUAGUUAUAUUAACUUAUAUAUUUAAUAUAGUAUAUCUAAUAAAACAAAUAUACGCUUUUUAAAAUUUUAAAAUUUAUAUUUUAUUAUGUUUUUAACGGAUAUGAUUUAUAAUAUCGAUUUUGCUUAGAUAUUCAGAUUUUUUGAAUCAAAACGAAUUUUGAAGAUAUCAUAUACAACCGUACGAGCUUCUAUAAUUGUUUCCUCUAGAAUUUGACUGAAGAUAUAGUACAGAAGAAGUAUCUAGUUUAUGAUUUUAACAUCUUUUAUACAGAGUACUAUAGUAUAUAUCCAGUCAUCCAGAUAUAUAUGAAACUGUCAUGUCCGGCGAAUAUUUAGGACCGAAUGUUUUUUCUUAACAUAUUGCAAAGAGAAUAUUAUGAAGAGAACUAAAAAAAAAAGGUUGAAGGGUGACGCAAGCGUGCGUUUGACUCUGUCUUUAAAACCACCUCCACUCACUUCCUUCCCCACCUUUCACUUACCAAUACCAUCUCUUCAUCAUCAUCCCUCUUUUAACUUUUAUUUUUCCCGCAUUAUUUUUACGAAAUCAAUGGGAACCGAGACGUACAUUACGGUUCCUAGCUUCUUCAAGUGUCCAAUAUCUCUCGACGUGAUGAGAUCUCCCGUUAGUCUCUGCACCGGCGUUACUUACGACCGUGCAAGUAUCCAGCGGUGGCUCGACGGUGGCAACAACACUUGUCCCGCCACUAUGCAGGUUCUCCGAACUAAGGAGUUUAUUCCCAAUCUCACUCUUCAACGACUAAUCAAAGCCUGGUCCGAUUCCCUCGGCCGUUACGCCGCCGCUUCUCCGCCUCCGGAUCCGACGACGGACGAAGUGAAUGAGUCGUUGCGGAGACUGAGCCUCGAGAAGGACGACGAGAUUCGUCUGGAGAUUUUGGUUAGAUUCGUGAAGGAUUGGGACGCGAACAGAGCGAGAAAGGAUCUCGUACCAAUGCUCGUCGAUAUCAUCGCCGGAGGGACACGCACGACGACGAAGACCAAGCUAGUUCUUCUCGCGAUUAAGAUUUUGAAUAGUAUAAUCAAAGGAGGUAGUGAAGGAGAUCGGAAACGGUUAUCGAAUCUAAUGUUAACAAACGGUGACGGCGAUUGCUUAACGGAGAUUCUCCUCGCGAUCCAGCGCGGGAAUCUGGAAUCGAAAAUCGAAUCCGUUAGAGUUUUGGAGGUUAUCUCUUCGAUAGACACGCAAACGAAGCUAAUAGUCGCAGAGCGCGACGAGAUUCUCACGGAGGUGAUCGAAUCAAUCAGCACCGAGUCAGAUCCUUCCUUGAUCGAAGCGAGUUUAUCAUUCCUAAUCACGAUCGCGAAAUCGAAACGAGUGAGGUCGAAACUAAUCACCGCGAAAACUAUCACGAAGAUCAAAGACAUUCUCCUAACGGAGGAGAUAACCAGCGUCGCGGUGACGGAGAAAUCGCUGAAACUGUUGGAGACUCUGUCGUCGAGGCGAGAAGGUAGAUCGGAGAUUUGCGGCAGAGACGGAGGCAGGUGCGUCGAAGGAGUUGUGAGGAAGCUGUUGAAAGUUUCGACGACGGCGACGGAGCAUGCAGUUACGAUUUUGUGGUGUCUGUGCUAUGUGUUCGGGGAAGAGAAGAGGGUGGAGGAGACGGUGGAGAGAAGUAACGGCGUGACGAAGCUUUUGGUUGUGAUACAGAGCAACUGCUCGCCGAUGGUGAGGCAGAUGGCGAAAGAUGUGAUUAAGGUUUUGAAGGUUAAACCAUCUGCUUCCGAUUUGGUUGCUUACGAGACCACGACCACUCAUAUUAUGCCAUUUUGACUUUUACUAAUAUAGAAAAAUGUUAUCAGCUAUUUUGAACGUAGAUAAUGUAAAAAAAAAUUGUUAGUGCGAUUAAUUUCACAAAUAUUCAAUUUUAGUUUCGCCUGAUUUAAUUAAAAACUAUACGAUGAUUUUUCUAUAUUUCAAUAAUUUAUUAUGUGUUCAACACACUAUUUUAACGGUAAAAAUGGCUUAAAGGAUAGUACAUUUUUAAAUUCCUAUCAUACAUAAAAUAUUAGUAAUUCAAUGUGGCGUAUUUUUUAAUAGGCGUAAAGUUUUAUAUUCUCUCUGUUUCUAAAUAUAUUAUGUUUAGUUAAACACACAUAUUAAGAAAAAUUAAUUUUUUGUUUAGAAAACAACAUUAAAACUAUAAAUUAAUGAUAUUCAACCAAUUACAAAAUAGAUUAUUAAAUAUGAUUGAUUGCACAGUUUUUAAUAAAGUAAAAGCUACAUAAAAAAUAAAAAUAUCUUCUAUAUUGAAACAUUAAAUUUUUUUAAAACAUCCUAUAUUUAAGAACAUUUUAUCGUAGGGAAGGGAUCAAUCAAGUGACUUAUAAUAUCAUCUGAUUAUUUUGAUUUGUUAGCUUAGGCUAUGUAUGAACUUUGUAUUUGCUAAACACCCACAGUUUUGCUACAAUCAAAUUCAAAUGACAGCUUCGUGUACUAAUAAGAAUAAAAUUAAUCUAAAACUUUGGUCCAUUGAAUCUGGCUUAAAGUUGUAUUAGUAUGAGUAAAAUGGAUGGUUAUAUAUAUUUUGCUUACUAAGCAAAAAUAAAGGAAUAAGGUUCCUUUGGACGGAAGUAUUA
This is a messenger RNA of Brassica rapa (field mustard), 4576 nucleotides long. RefSeq names its product U-box domain-containing protein 29. Gene Ontology annotation, molecular function: ubiquitin protein ligase activity. NCBI's taxonomy places the organism in Eukaryota, Viridiplantae, Streptophyta, Magnoliopsida, Brassicales, Brassicaceae. Gene Ontology annotation, biological process: protein ubiquitination. The record is from RefSeq and is a predicted model, not a curated record.